Platichthys flesus (European flounder) is the source of this 830-nucleotide messenger RNA. Its product is annotated as ephrin-A3-like. Gene Ontology annotation, molecular function: ephrin receptor binding. The transcript is spliced from 5 exons. NCBI's taxonomy places the organism in Eukaryota, Metazoa, Chordata, Actinopteri, Pleuronectiformes, Pleuronectidae. The record is from RefSeq and is a predicted model, not a curated record. Gene Ontology annotation, cellular component: plasma membrane. Gene Ontology annotation, biological process: axon guidance; ephrin receptor signaling pathway. The coding region runs from base 1 to 717 and encodes 238 amino acids.
AUGGCAUUCUACCUCACGCCAUUUCGUGCAUCGCUGGCUUAUCGUCCUGAUGAGGCUGAGGUUGAUUACCCAGAGAGUGUUUUUUUUAAGGGCAUCAAUGACAAAGCCAUGCUGACCUCAUCUCUAAUGAGAGACAACAAUACAAACCCGGCGCUACGAAGGGAGGGCUACACGGUGCAGGUCAGCGUCAACGACUACCUGGACAUCUACUGCCCGCACUACAACACCAGCCAGCGAGGGACGCUGGAGCGCGUCACAGCCGAGCAGUACAUCCUCUACAUGGUCAGCUACCGCGGCUACCGCACCUGUGACCCCCAGCUGGGCUUCAAACGCUGGGAGUGCAACCGGCCCCACGCGCCUCACGCACCCAUCAAGUUCUCUGAGAAGUUCCAGCGCUACAGCGCCUUCUCGCUGGGCUACGAGUUCACCGUGGGCCAGGAGUACUACUACAUCUCCACGCCCACCCACCACCAUGGCCACAGCUGCCUGAGACUGAGGGUCUACGUCUGCUGCUCCACCGUCUCCCAGGCAGACGACGACUCCAGUCAGACUUCUCCCGACUACACGGUCAGGCCGAACAUCAAAAUACACAACCUCGAUGAAUUCAAUCCGGAAGUUCCCAAGCUGGAGAAAAGCGUCAGCGGCAGCAGCCAAUCACGUGACCGCCUUCUCCUCACGAUGGCGAUGCUGCUCCUGUCGUCCGCGCUCUUGUCCUAGCGUCGCGCGGAGUGACGCUUCACGCACAGCCUUGUCCAAAGGGCUUCGUAUCCACCUCUACACCGCGAGUUAUCCCACGGAAUCACAGACGUGAAUCUGGAACAGAACCACAA